AUGUCUACAGCUCCUGUCCAACCAAGCCCCCAGGCACCUCUGGAAAUCGCGAAAUUGUUACGUCAUCACAAAGAUUUAAAACAGAGGCAAGGUUUAUUUCAGUCGAGAACCGUAGAUUUCUUCCGUUACAAGAGAUUCAUUAGAGCGUUGAAAUCGCAGGAAUACGCUAAAAAAUCAACUAAUCAACCAGACCUGUAUCCACCAUUGACUGGAUCCACCGAAGAGGAACAAAAUAGUAAAGCCCGUGAAAUUUUUAUCAAUUUAAUCAAAUCUCAAUUGAUAUUACCUGCAAUUAAAUUACACAGCCAUGAAUGUAAAGAGCACGGUUUGAAACCAAAUAAAGAUUACCCAAAUUUGAUCAUUUCACAAAAGGCAAAUUUAAGAGACGAUGAAUACUACAUCUGGAAUUAUAACAAGAAAUCUAUCAUGGAUAUCUUAACUGUUGUAGGGAUCAUCUCUGUCAUCCUAGCACUUGUUUUAUACCCCCUAUGGCCGAAAUCCAUGAGACGUGCGUCAUACUACGUGUCAUUAGCAUGUCUCGGUUUAUUAGGUGCUUUCUUCAUUAUUGCUAUCAUCAGAUUCAUAUUGUACAUCAUAUCAUUGACAUUUGCCAAAGAAAAAGGUGGAUUCUGGUUAUUCCCAAAUUUAUUUGAAGAUUGUGGUAUCCUCGAUAGUUUCAAACCAUUCUACGGUUUUGGUGAAAAGGAUUCCUACAGUUAUAUCAAGAAAAUGAAAAGAUUAAAGAAGAAGCAAGCCAAGAAGGAUAAGAGUGCCACCGCUACUAUCGAAGAGAAGAAAAAUGAUUAA
This is a messenger RNA of Kazachstania africana CBS 2517, 807 nucleotides long. It is a transcript of the gene SEC62, whose product is annotated as Sec63 complex subunit SEC62. The record is from RefSeq and is a predicted model, not a curated record. The transcript has a single exon. Bases 1 to 807 code for a protein of 268 amino acids. Gene Ontology annotation, cellular component: endoplasmic reticulum; endoplasmic reticulum membrane. NCBI's taxonomy places the organism in Eukaryota, Fungi, Ascomycota, Saccharomycetes, Saccharomycetales, Saccharomycetaceae. Gene Ontology annotation, biological process: post-translational protein targeting to membrane, translocation.